Messenger RNA from Cucurbita maxima (winter squash), 2365 nucleotides. Its product is annotated as nucleolar MIF4G domain-containing protein 1-like. The transcript has 12 exons. Gene Ontology annotation, cellular component: nucleolus. Bases 237 to 2294 code for a protein of 685 amino acids. Gene Ontology annotation, molecular function: protein binding; RNA binding. The record is from RefSeq and is a predicted model, not a curated record. Gene Ontology annotation, biological process: ribosomal small subunit biogenesis. Lineage: Eukaryota; Viridiplantae; Streptophyta; Magnoliopsida; Cucurbitales; Cucurbitaceae.
UUCAACGUCAAUUACUCUGAAUCACUUUAAUAUAAAAAUCAUCGCCGCUAUCAAAUUAGGGCAGACUCUAGCUCGCUCUCGCUCUCGCGCUCAUUCUUCCGCUUCACUUCUCCAACCCCAUACCCCCUAUUCCUUACAGACACAAAGGUCUUCUAGUUUCUUUACUCUGGUUUCGCCGGCCGGACAGACGCAAAGGUUAUCACCAACUUCAAAGCAAGGUUUAGUGUGGAGCUAGAAUGAGGACGGCGAGAAUGGGGAAGGAGGAUUUGAAACUCCGGUCUCGAACCAAGGCGAAAACGAAGUUCGAAGAGUAUUUAGAUAUGGAGAUGGGCAUGCAGAACCAUCGAUUGUCCGCUGAGGAGGACUUAGAAUUAGAAAGAAAAUUUGCACAGAAACUAAAGGUCAAGGCUGGAAAGUUAAGGGGAGUAGAAGAUGGUAUGAAUGUGUUAUUUGAAGGACUCCCUUCGAUUGUUGAUUCUCCUGGGGAAGACGAACUUCCCUUUUCUAAAGAGUUUGCAGUUGGGCGAAGUAGGAAGAACAAGGCUUUGAAUAAGAAGGAGAAGAAAAGGAAUUUGUUAGAACAAUCUCCAGAGAGUGAAAUUGAGAAAGCAAGCGUGGGCGAUGGUGAAGUGGAAGAAACUUUAGAGAAAAGUAAAAAACGGAAGAAAAAGAUGUCAGGACAACAUCAAGUUACUAAUGAUGAUGGUGUGGAAUCCCCUUGUGCUGCACAGGUUGAGGUACAAAAACUUCAUGUCAAGCCCCAAAAAUAUAUUGCUCCUAACUUGAGAUUGCACAAAGGAACGGAGCCUGAAGAUCAUACUCAACUCCGCAGGCGUGUUCGAGGUCUUUUAAACAGGCUUUCCGAAUCAAAUGUGGAAUCAGUAACAGGGGAAAUGUCUACUGUCUAUCACUCUAUUUCACGCAGCAUUGCUUCUCAAAUUAUUAGUGAGGAGGUUCUGGCAUCUUGUUCGCGCGGUCCUCGUGGCAAUGAACAGUAUGCUGCUGUUUUCGCGGCUUUUGUUGCAGGUAUGGGUUGUUUGGUUGGUUCGGACUUUAGCGCAAGACUCAUGGCCUCUCUUGCUAACACAUUUGAGGAAGAAUACCGGAAAGAAGAUAAUCUUUCUUUACGGAAUCUUACACUAUUGCUUUCCUAUUUGUGUGUGUUUGAAGCUUGUGCUAGUGAUCUGAUCUAUGAUUUUCUGAUUAUACUGAGCAAGCGAUUGACAGAAAUCGACGUGUCCACCAUCCUAACAGUUCUACAAUGCUGUGGAAUGAAAAUAAGGGGUGAUGAUCCUUGUGCAAUGAAGAAUUUCAUUGUGAGUGUUCAAAGUAAGGUUAAUGAGGUGAAGGCGGCCUCACGAGAUGAUCAACAAAACAUCAAUGGAAAGAGAAUGGAGUUCAUGCUCGAGACUAUAUGUGACAUCAAGAAUAACAAGAAGAAACCCAAGGACGAUCCUGCAAACCAUACGCGGAUAAAGAAAUGGCUACACAAGUUAGGAGUAGAAGACAUAAUAAUUAGAGGCAUAAAAUGGAAAAAGCUGCUCGAUCCCGACAAGAAGGGACAGUGGUGGUUAACUGGAGAUGUAAUGACAACAUCAGAAAACAUUACAGAGUUUGCCAGCACGAUCGACACCGAGGUUCUUGAAGCUCAAAAAAUGCUUCAACUUGCAGCUGCACAGAGAAUGAAUACAGAUGCUAGAAAGGCAAUAUUCUGUAUUAUAAUGAGUGGAGACGAUUAUGUUGAUGCAUUUGAAAAGCUUUUAAGAUUGGAUUUAUCUGGAAAGCAGGACAGGGAGAUAAUGAGGGUUCUUGUGGACUGCUGCUUACAGGAGAAAGUGUUUAACAAGUACUACACUAUUCUAGCUUCCAAACUGUGUGAGCACGAAAAAAACCAUAAGUUUACGUUACAGUAUUGCCUAUGGGAUCACUUCAAAGAAUUGGAAACGAUGCAGCUUGUUAGGUCGAUGAAUCUUGCGAGAUUCACGGCCGAGAUGAUUGCUUCGUAUACUCUCUCCCUCGCAGUUUUGAAGUCUGUGGAUCUGAGUGAUAUCAUGCUUCUUACUCCAAAGAGGAUCAUGCAUUUCCGUAUGAUGUUUGAUUCGAUCUUUGAACGUCCUGACAAGUUGAUUUGGAACGCGUUCACUCGAGUCGCUAUUAACCCUGAGCUCGAGCCUCUUCGAAGCGGUAUGUUGUUCUUCAUUAAAGAGUAUAUGAUUAAGGGUAAUAAAGUUAAUGUAGAGAAGUUCAAGGUUGUAAAGAAAGCCCUCAACAAUGUUGAGGGAAUCCUUAUGUAAAGUGAACUGUUGAGGGAAUCAAAGGUUCCAUUUUUGAUCUAUUAUACAAAAUAUGAAUGUUUUCACGAUUU